Messenger RNA from Limanda limanda (common dab), 2386 nucleotides. RefSeq names its product protein disulfide isomerase family A, member 4 (gene pdia4). Gene Ontology annotation, biological process: response to endoplasmic reticulum stress; protein folding. NCBI's taxonomy places the organism in Eukaryota, Metazoa, Chordata, Actinopteri, Pleuronectiformes, Pleuronectidae. The coding region runs from base 190 to 2112 and encodes 640 amino acids. The record is from RefSeq and is a predicted model, not a curated record. The transcript has 10 exons. Gene Ontology annotation, molecular function: protein disulfide isomerase activity. Gene Ontology annotation, cellular component: endoplasmic reticulum; cell surface; endoplasmic reticulum lumen.
UGUGUGACUUCAGACGUGAUUAGUUUGUAUGUCACACACACACAGAGAGAGAGAGAGAGAGAGAGAGUAUUGAUCCGGACUGUGGGUCUAACACUUUGAUGACAUUCACCAACGAGCUAACAGGCUAACAGGCUAAGUUUAAUUAGCUCCUGCUUUGUUCAUCCUCCUCUUCAUCAUCCUCUGAGGACCAUGAGGAAGGUCGCUCUGCUGCUGCUGCUGCUCCUCGGAGUCUCUCUCUUUGUGACCGUCAGCCGAUGUGAAGAAGAUGCUACAGAGGAGAAGGAGGAGGCUGAUGAAGAGGACAGUGAUGAUGAUGAGGAAGAUGAGGAUGAAGAUGACACGGUGGUGAAAGAAGAGAACGGGGUGCUGAUUCUCAACGACAACAACUACGACACGUUCAUAGAAGGGAAAGACACUGUUUUAGUUGAGUUCUAUGCUCCAUGGUGCGGCCAUUGCAAAUCGUUUGCCCCAGAGUAUGAAAAAAUCGCUCAGACUCUCAAGGAGAACGACCCUCCGAUACACGUAGCCAAAGUGGACGCUACGAUAGCCAGCGGGUUGGCCACCCGGUUCGAGGUGUCGGGCUAUCCCACUAUCAAGAUCCUGAAAAAUGGAGAGGCGGUGGACUACGAAGGAGACAGGACGCAGAAAGCGAUUGUGGAUCGGGUGACAGAGGUAGCUCAGCCAGGCUGGAAGCCUCCACCUGAGGCCACACUAGUGCUGACCAAUGACAACUUUGAUGAGACGGUGAACAACGCAGACAUCAUCCUGGUGGAGUUCUACGCCCCAUGGUGUGGACACUGUAAGCGUUUGGCUCCAGAGUACGAGAAGGCGGCCAAGGAGCUGAGCCAGCGCUCUCCUCCCAUUCCUCUGGCUAAGGUGGACGCCACCGUCGAGAGCGAGGUCGCCACACGCUUUGGAGUUACGGGGUAUCCCAGCCUCAAGAUCUUCAGGAAGGGCAAGGUGUUUGACUACAACGGACCCAGAGAGAAUUAUGGCAUUGUUGAAUACAUGGGUGAGCAGGCGGGACCUCCCUCCAAACAGGUCCAGGCAGGAAAGCAGGUGCAGGAGCUCAUCAAGGAUGGCGACGACGGCGUCAUCGUUGGCGUGUUCUCCAGCGACGAGGACGCAGCUUAUGAGAUCUACAUCGAGGCCUGUAACGCUCUCAGGGAAGACUUCACCUUCCGUCACACCUUCAGCUCCGAAGUGGCCAAACUGCUCAAAGCGUCACCGGGUCAGGUCGUCAUCACUCAGCCUGAAAAGUUCCGCUCCAAGUAUGAGCCAGCGUCACACACGCUCGCAGUCGAGGAAUCCACAUCCGUGUCAGAGGUGCAGGAGUUCUUCAAAAAGCAUGUGAUUCCUCUGGUGGGCCACAGGAAACCAAGCAACGAUGCUAAACGUUACACCAAACGACCCCUGGUGGUUGUGUACUACGGAAUCGACUUCAGCUUCGACUACAGGAAAGCCACUCAGUUCUGGAGGUCCAAGGUGCUUGACGUGGCCAAAGCCUUCCCAGAGUACACGUUUGCCAUAGCUGAUGAGGAAGACUACGCAGAAGAGCUGAAGAGCCUCGGCCUGAGUGAUAGCGGAGAGGAAGUAAACGUGGGAAUUCUGGCCGACGGAGGCAAGAAGUUUGCCAUGGAGCCCGAGGAGUUCGACUCUGAGGUGCUGCACGACUUUGUUAUUGCAUUUAAGAAAGGAAAGCUCAAACCCAUCAUCAAGUCCCAGCCAGUGCCAAAGAACAACAAAGGACCUGUGAAGGUCGUGGUAGGAAAAACCUUUGACGAGAUCGUCAUGGAUACUAAGAAAGACGUCCUGAUUGAGUUCUACGCCCCCUGGUGCGGCCACUGCAAGAAACUGGAGCCUGAUUAUUUGGCUCUGGGCAAAAAGUACAAAGGGGAGAAGGACCUGGUGAUCGCCAAGAUGGACGCCUCCGCCAACGACGUGCCAAACGAGAGCUACAAAACGGAGGGCUUCCCCACGAUAUACUUUGCCCCAAGUAACAACAAGCAGAGCCCCGUCAAACUGGAAGGGGGAGACAGAACAGUGGAGGCACUGAGUAAGUUUGUGGAAAAGCACGCCACAAAGCUAUCACAGCAGAGAGAUGAGCUUUGAGACGCCUGCUCCUGACCAGUAGCUUAAGAACUCUUACUGUGCUCGGGCAGAGACUUGGAGGACCCUGAGGGGAGGACCCGGAGGGGAGGGGCCUCUGAGAGGUUUAACGGUGUUACUGAGUUGCUGUGAUGAUAAUCACGUUCAAUUUUCAUUUUAGUUUCUGUUCAUUCCAAGAGAUUCAGCUUCUGUUUCUAAAAGCAUGUAAGCACUGUUGAAGAUUUAAGUCUUUUUAAAUAAAACUGAAAAUGAUGGCGGCUCCGCGUGCCAAAACAAA